UGCGGAAAGGGGUGCCCUCGUCCGUUCGGCGAGACUUACCUUGCCUUAAAUCGGUCGAAACCGAGGUUGUGUGACACGACAUCGGCACGUAAUACGGAGAAACUUACAAAUUUUAUCCGGCGUACGCGGAAGGGGUUAAAUGGAACCGGGAGGGAGCAGAGGCGGCUCUACGGACGCUCGGCGGAAAUGGUCCCGUCCACCGCGCUCCGCAGUCCGCAGCGGCCAUGGCGUCACCGGGAAGUGUGGGGAGUCGAGAAACUUCACCGAUGUAAAUAACGUCGGCGUCUCUGUCGGUAGCCGGCCCACCGAAGCGGGGCUGACGUCGACCGCGGACGGGAUACGAAGUAAACGCCAGCUCCUCUUCCAGCAUGCCUCGGAAAAAGCCGUUCAGCAACAAGCAGAAGAAGAAACAGCUCCAGGUCAAACGGGAGAGGAAGAGAGGGGACACCGGCUCUGGGCCAAGCAGCCGCAAUGCCAGUGUGGAGAGAGGAGGAGAGAGGCAGUCGGACACAUCAGAUGGUGAGACCACCGAUACGAUCCGGAGGAUAAACCAGCAGCCUUCCAGUAGAGAUGGCAGAUAUGACUCCAACAGGUUCCGGCUGCACUAUGAAAAGGAAGGUAAAGAGGAGGUGGAGAAGAGGAAGAAGGCUGCUAGAGAGAAGGUUUUGCAGCUUUUGUCGGAUAAAGAACUUGAGGUUGACAUCAACGAAAUCUACCCCACAGAAAAAGGCCUUGGUUUCCCAAGAAGACCACCCUGGAAUUAUGAAAUGACACGUGAGGAGCUGCUCAGAAAAGAGGAGAAGUCCUACAGAGAAUACCUGGAUGACUUGCACUCUAGAAACCCACCUGGCUCCCUGAGCCACUAUGAACACAAUCUGGAAACAUGGAGGCAGUUGUGGAGAGUGUUGGAGAUGUCUGAUGUUUUCCUGCUCAUUGUGGACAUAAGGCACCCGGUGCUUCAGUUCCCUCCAGCCUUGUACCACUAUAUCACAGGGGACCAGCGUAAGCAGGUGGUCUUGGUGCUCAACAAAGCCGACUUGUGUCCCCCGCCACUAGUGAUUGCCUGGAAACACUAUCUGGCCUCCCAGUUCCCCCACCUCCAAACUGUCUGUUUCACUUCCCAUCCUGGACAGCCCUACAGCACAGUGCUGCAGAAGAAGAGGAUGAGGAGGAAGGCUGGGUGGGGUCAGGCUGGAGGUCCUCUAGAUAUUCUUAAGGCUUGCCAGGAGAUCACCGCUGGAAGAGUUGAUCUUUCCAGCUGGGAGCAGAAGAUUCAGAGAGAUGCUGUUGCUGAGUCACCAGACGGGGAAAGGUCAGAAGAGGGGGCAGAGUUGGUGCUGAUGGAACACCAUACUGACAGCGCCAUGGAGAUGAGCAGCCCAUCCCAGGAACUCUACAAAGAUGGGGUUCUUACAUUGGGCUGCAUAGGCUUCCCGAAUGUUGGGAAGUCAUCUGUGAUAAACAGCCUGGUGGGGAGGAAGGUGGUAAGCGUGUCUCGAACCCCAGGCCACACUAAAUACUUCCAGACCUACUACCUCACCCCUACAGUCAAACUGUGCGACUGUCCUGGACUCGUCUUCCCUUCCCGUGUGAAUAAACAGUUACAGAUCUUGGCAGGCAUCUACCCAGUAUCUCAGCUGCAGGAGCCUUAUAGCUCAGUGGGGUAUCUGUGCGAGAGGACCCCCUUCCUGUCAGUGCUAAAGCUCAAACAUCCCAGCUUGCAGGAGAGCCAGCCCCAUCAAGGAGAGCAGGGCUCUGAGGAGCUCAGCUGGACAGCGUGGGAUGUAUGUGAGGCCUGGGCAGAGAGAAGAGGCUAUAAAACAGCAAAGGCGGCCCGUAAUGAUGUGUACCGUGCAGCCAACAGUCUCCUGAGACUGGCCAUUGAUGGCAGACUUUGCCUGUGCCUCAGACCACCAGGCUAUAGCUGCUUGAGAGGGCACUGGGAAAAUCAUCCUGAUCUUCCAGAGAUCAUGGCGCUGCAGGGAAGAUUAGAGGAAGAGGAGGCAGGAGAGCGGUAUGAGGACGAGGAUGGAGAGUCCAGCACCGAGCCAGAGGAAGAGCAAGACAGGGAUGCAGAUGAUGAUGAGGAUGGAGAUGGGGAUGAUGAAGAUGAGGGGUUCGCACGCCCGAAAAGGAAGGAUGAUAUGCCUGCUGGCCUCACUGUCAACAUGUAUGACGUCCUUCGGGAAAAUGAAUGCGAGUGAUUGACAGAUGGGAAGAGAGUGAGAAAUAAUGAAAGCAGCUCCUGAUCCCUCGCCCAAUGCACUUUCAUUCCUUUCUUUUAUGUCAUUCCUUCCUUGCAUCUCCAUUCCUCAUGCCAUUAACAUUUCUGUAGAGCAACAUGAUCCACUAUUAUUCUUCCCUCUCCCUGUUACAUGCAGUAAAAUAUUCACUUAUUCCUUGCUGUGCCUCUGCUCUGCUUGUUCAGCCGUUUAAUAUCUAUUUCAUGAUUUCAAUUCAAAGAUGUUUUUUUCUUCUUCUUUUGUUUGGGCUUGGUUUGGUCAUUUUCAUGCAUGUAUUUAUUGAGAAAAACAAAAAAAAACCCUUCAUUCCUUAGCUGAUAGAGGCAUUUUGGUUUUCCGUCUGUCAGUAGGUAGCGUUGCUGCCGAGAUGCUUAAGUUUAAGAAAGGUCAUCAGGCUGCAGUCAGGAAGGUGAAACAAAUCAGACACUCUGUUCACGAUGUCAACCAACGGGAUGGCUUCUUGGCCCCGCCGGCGAAGUGGAGAUUUAACCUACACAACCCUAAAUCUUCAUAACUUGUCUGCUUUGAUCAAGGAGGCUGGAGUGGGAUGUGCCUUGUGGGAUUUUGUGAGGUUCAUUUAUCUGAACUUGGUAUUGAUUAUAUUAUUUCUCGACGUGAUUUGGAUUUGCUCAGCUCCACGCAAGUCAGCAGGACGUUUCAUGGUCAUGAGCGGUGAAUGGGGUUGUGGAUCCGGUGUUCCUGGAUUAGGCUUUUUCAGGGGUUGGACCUGUAGUGUUUUUACAACCACAAACUAUUUUCAUAGCAUGCUGUUAAAGAUUUAUUUGAUGCGGCUUCGGGCUACAUCCAUUCAGCAAGAGUAUUGGCUAAUGCAAUACGGUGUGUUUGAUGGACUAAGUUCCUCGAAUUCAGUGAGCCGGGCAGAGAGAGAGAGAUUGGCCGCUUCAGUUUUAAUUUGACCACCAUUGUAACAGUUAGAAGUUAUUUUUUCCCCCCGCUACCCUUGGUUUUAUUGGCAACAUUUGCAUAUUUGAAAAAGCAGCUGAUGGGCUUGUCAGGAUAUCUGCACAAAUUAUGUUCUUUCAAAAGUGAACACUUGAAAAAGAAAAUAUUCUUUUUAAGUAUUUAAGCAAGAUACCGUGACUUUACUGGCCAGUCUCUUUCUCUCUCUCUCUCUCUCUCUCUCUCUCUCUCUCUGCCUGCAACACGGCCCUGCUACAAUCCUGUGUGUAUUUUUGUGUGCUGCUGUUGCACUUCUUUACCGAGUGACAUUUUAUUCCGAGGGAACACUACAGCACAUUGUUGUGUUACCAUGUAAUACAUCAUGCUGCCGCUACAUGCACUGGUUUUUUCCAUCGGUACUAUGUAAUGCAACCGUUCCAACACCACUCUGCUGUCUGAAGCACAGCACAUGGUUGGACACGGUUGUCUUACUCUGGACUUCUGUGGAAAUAUUGAAACUGACACAUGCUUCGGAGAGUUAAGUUCAAGUACGAGUGCUUAAGUAUAAGGUGUGUCCAGGCUAUUUGCUGCAUUCCUCAUUUCAUUCCAGGUGUACCUAAGGAGAAAAACUGGAUUGUUCCCUGCAAUAAAUUAUAGUC
Messenger RNA from Lampris incognitus (smalleye Pacific opah), 3802 nucleotides. It is a transcript of the gene gnl1, whose product is annotated as guanine nucleotide binding protein-like 1. The transcript is spliced from 12 exons. The coding region runs from base 369 to 2204 and encodes 611 amino acids. The record is from RefSeq and is a predicted model, not a curated record. Gene Ontology annotation, molecular function: GTP binding; GTPase activity. Lineage: Eukaryota; Metazoa; Chordata; Actinopteri; Lampriformes; Lampridae.